CACGUACUACUCUCGCUGUUUAUUCUCAGCUAGAUUUUGAAGAUUGAUGAUGAAUCAAAAGGCGGGAGGGAAUAUGACGGAAAAACAAAAACGAGGAAAGAGUGACUUGAUGAUCCGUUUCGACUAACAGUUAGCUAAUUCUUGGAAGAAGGGACGUCGUUUCAUUUCUUUGCUUUUCCGCGAAGGGGAUUCAUAAGCAAUGAGAGCAGGAUUGAGAGAAAGAAUGGGCUUUUGGGAUGUAGCUUCGGACUUUGGGCCGUCUCCGCGAAGAGGGAAGGAACAGAAGAGUAAAUAAACAAAAUACAGCCACACUUGAGCUAGUCUUUGUGUCUCAUUUGUUGACAAGACGGGCGGUGGUGAUAAUGGCAUUGUCCCAACACGCCCGUCCCGGAUGGGCAUCUUUUUCCCCGGAUGUUCCUAUUUUCUUGGGGAGAUGGGGAGGCGAGAUAUACCAGUAAUAGAUACCUGCUGGGUACGGGCACAUGCUUUUUUCUGUUUCUGUUCUUGUUCACUGUGGCGUUUGCCGCACGUUUGUUUUUUCUGGCUUGAACGACCGAACGGUUCGUGUGGUGGGUGGGAGGUUGUCUUUGAAGGCGUGUUCUUGUAUGGAUGUCUAUCUGCCUGUCGCGGGGGAAUUCAAGACAAGUUGUUCAAUUCAGGUGGGGUAUGAGGUGUGUGUGCGCGCGUACGCAUCCCCUCUCUUUUCGUUGCCGGCACACCUACACAUAAAGACACACACACGGACAGACGGGCGGAACGGACGGACUGUCUUUUUUUAUUUUGGUGGUCGAUAGUGGCGCUCGCCGUUUGCUUGGCUUGUCUGUCAACCUACCUGACUACGUGCCGGGGAAGGGGUCCAGGUGCGGGAGGCUAAGGUAGUGUGAGUGUGUGAGUGAGUCUACCUGUGUGUGGUGGAUGCCUCUUUUUUGGGAAACUAGCGACGAACGAUGGGUUGGCGCUUUGCAGAUGGGGUCCGUGGGAAGGGG
This is a messenger RNA of Colletotrichum godetiae, 986 nucleotides long. RefSeq lists its product as uncharacterized. The transcript has 2 exons. The coding region runs from base 483 to 794 and encodes 103 amino acids. Lineage: Eukaryota; Fungi; Ascomycota; Sordariomycetes; Glomerellales; Glomerellaceae. The record is from RefSeq and is a predicted model, not a curated record.